This is a messenger RNA of Microplitis mediator, 626 nucleotides long. Its product is annotated as F-box only protein 11-like. The transcript is spliced from 8 exons. The record is from RefSeq and is a predicted model, not a curated record. Bases 70 to 357 code for a protein of 95 amino acids. Lineage: Eukaryota; Metazoa; Arthropoda; Insecta; Hymenoptera; Braconidae.
AAAUUAUCAGUUCUCUUUCUUUUCUUUGCUGGUAGAUUUUAAAGAAGAAUUGACCAAAACCGAGCAAUCAUGAAGAUUUACUUGAUGAUGUUUGCAGUUACUUUGUUGGUCGCUUAUGCGACCGCAGACAUGGAAAUGAAACGGGGUCCUCAUGAGAAUAUGGAGAAGCGAUCACCCCAAGAAGAUAUGAAACCUCUACCACCACUACCACCGAAAGAAAUGGGCCCUCCACCUCCACCACCACCAAAGGACAUGAAACGUUCAGCUGGCCCAGGUAAUUUUUCUUGUAUGUUAAUUAAACUCAAAAAAUCACUUCUAUCAUAUUUUUACAAUGAACCCCAAGACAUGGAACCUUAAGUCAGGGGAGAUCCGAUGUGAAGACAUGGGUCAACUACCAUCACUUCCAAGGGUAAUUCCUUAAUUUAUAUGCUUUUUAUUAAAAAUCAAAAAAAUUUUAUAAAGUCAAUAUUCAUCAUCAUUUUUGUUUGACAAAACUCAAAUUUUAAAUGGUCAGCUCAAAAAUAUACAAUAAUAGUAUAUAACGUGUGUUUUCAAAAUUUAAUAGCAAGGAAUGAAAUUCAUUUUAAAAAUUCAAUUUUAUUUAUUUCGUCCACUGAAGUUAAAUC